AUGGAUCUGGCCUCUGAACUCAACGAGACCCAACCUUGGCUGACCUCUCCAUUCGACCUCAAUGGCUCCGUGGGGGCAGCCAACAUUUCAAACCAGACAGAGCCGUACUACGACCUGGCCAGCAACGUCGUCCUCACCUUCAUCUACUUCGUGGUCUGCAUCGUUGGGCUGUGUGGCAACACGCUGGUCAUUUACGUCAUCCUCCGCUACGCCAAGAUGAAGACCAUCACCAACAUCUACAUCCUCAACCUGGCCAUCGCAGAUGAACUCUUCAUGCUGGGUCUGCCCUUCCUGGCCAUGCAGGUGGCUCUGGUCCACUGGCCCUUUGGCAAGGCCAUCUGCCGGGUGGUCAUGACCGUGGAUGGCAUCAAUCAGUUCACCAGCAUCUUCUGCCUGACAGUCAUGAGCAUCGACCGCUACCUGGCUGUGGUCCACCCCAUCAAGUCGGCCAAGUGGAGGAGACCCCGGACAGCCAAGAUGAUCAACGUGGCUGUGUGGGGCGUCUCUCUGCUGGUCAUCUUGCCGAUCAUGAUAUACGCUGGCCUUCGGAGCAACCAGCGGGGGAGAAGCAGCUGCACCAUCAACUGGCCGGGCGAGUCUGGGGCCUGGUACACAGGGUUCAUCAUCUACGCCUUCAUCCUGGGGUUCCUGGUGCCCCUGACCAUCAUCUGUCUCUGCUACUUGUUCAUUAUCAUCAAGGUGAAGUCCUCCGGCAUCCGAGUGGGUUCCUCCAAGAGGAAGAAGUCUGAGAAGAAGGUCACACGCAUGGUGUCCAUCGUGGUGGCCGUCUUCAUCUUCUGCUGGCUCCCCUUCUACGUCUUCAACGUCUCCUCGGUCUCGGUGGCCAUCAGUCCCACCCCAGCCCUCAAAGGCAUGUUUGACUUCGUGGUGGUCCUCACCUACGCCAACAGCUGUGCCAACCCUAUCCUCUAUGCCUUCUUGUCCGACAACUUCAAGAAGAGCUUCCAGAAUGUCCUCUGCUUGGUCAAGGUGAGCGGCACAGACGACGGGGAGCGGAGUGACAGUAAGCAGGACAAAUCCCGGUUGAAUGAGACCACAGAGACCCAGAGGACCCUCCUCAAUGGAGACCUCCAGACCAGUAUCUGA
Budorcas taxicolor (takin) is the source of this 1107-nucleotide messenger RNA. RefSeq names its product somatostatin receptor 2 (gene SSTR2). The transcript has a single exon. Gene Ontology annotation, biological process: neuropeptide signaling pathway; cellular response to estradiol stimulus; cellular response to glucocorticoid stimulus. Gene Ontology annotation, cellular component: neuron projection; membrane. The record is from RefSeq and is a predicted model, not a curated record. Gene Ontology annotation, molecular function: neuropeptide binding; somatostatin receptor activity. Lineage: Eukaryota; Metazoa; Chordata; Mammalia; Artiodactyla; Bovidae. Bases 1 to 1107 code for a protein of 368 amino acids.